AUAAUACGAAUUAAAUGACAUGACAUUCAUUAGAAUUAGUUUCAUCGGCUAUGAUGUUCGUAAACAAAGUGAUUUCUUACUAAAAACAUAAUCAAAUCAAAUUUUAUGCAAUUGGACGAUAUUCAAGGUAAAAGUGGUGUCCUCAAGUUUACGGUGAUUUAUAGCUAAGGAUGGUUGCGGUCGGAGUGGGUAGGUAGUGAUCCCAAAUGCCGGGCUCCGUUUAUUGGCAUGACAUCUUCAGAAUCACCGGCUGUACUAGAUUAUGUUAUAAACAGAGGCUUUUUGGCCUUGAAAUUAGUGGUUGUCAGAGGUUAUUGUCAUUCAUAAUGCUCAUGAGCAUCGCUAACAUAUAAUGUUGACAUUAAAUAAUAAAUACCUAUUUAAAGUUUUGUAAUUUUUUAAGGUUUGACAAGCAAUUUUCAAGGUUAAAAAGCUGUCAGUGUCAAAAAUAUGUGAUGGCAGCAGGUCUGUCUGAGAAGAGGAUCCUACUACAUACGUACCUUAAUUCUAUCUAUGUUUACACCAAUUGGUUCCCAUAGAAGUGCUUUUUUACUCUUAACAGUAUUUUUUGGUGUCGAUAUGUGGAAAUCUCUUGUAUUUAUACUCUGCACAAUCUGUAUCACCAAUGCAGAUAACACACACGUUGUACUCUUUAAACAUGAGGAAUUCGGGGGAAUACCAGAGCGGGUAUUGGAGGGGUGUGUGAAAUGCAAAAAUUUUGAUAUACCAGUUCAAGUCUCAUCAAUAAGAGUACAUGGAAACUGCAUCCAUCUUUUUUCAAAGCGUAAUUGCGAAGGUACCAACACGAAAAUAGGAAAAGAUAUCCCAAAAAUUUGCAUGUAUGUCGCUUCUGUAAAAUAUUGUUAAUUAAAAUGCGUUUAUUACUUAUUCAAAAAUAUUAUUCUAAGGCACCAUCAAGGAAACAAAGACUAGGUAUAUUAUCUAUUGCCGCAUCGACAUCUCGUUUUUGUACAGUUUUCCUUUUCCCCAUACCCAUGAAUUUGCAAGAUUCUUUAGCAAGGUGUUCUAGAAACAUUUCCUAAAACUUAUGCUAUGAAGUGAGACUAAAACUGUUUUUUUUUUAAUUACCGUUGAUUUAGUCACGAGAAAUAACGCAUCUUGGCUUAUUAAAUUGCAAUCUGGAUCCAUUUUCAUUAUAUGUUUAAUUCGAGUCAAAGGAAGUUUAACCAGUUUUGGCUUUUCAGGAGUUGUUGUUGAGUUGUUGUGUUCUACUGUUUCAGUCAUUUCAGUAACUGGCUGUUUUUCAGUCUCGAUCUCCUCUAUAUCCACUUCGUUUAUAUCUUCCAUUUUAUAGUUGGAUUUGGAAUAAUAAUAAUCUUCCCUUUUCAAGUUUUACAACAUAACCUCAAUCGCGCGCUUUUCUGAAAACAAGUCAGGUUGGGUAGAAUACUAACAAAACAUUCCCCUAGAACAUAUUUUAAAAUAUUUAAUAAAAUUAAAAUAAAAUUUUCGUUUGGAUUGUCAAGACCUGGUUAUUUUAAUACUUUUAAUUUUUUAGAUACUGAUUUUAUCGAUUACAAAAAUGUAUUUUGUGCUUAAUUGCAUUUUCAAUGAUUCACCUAGUGGAUUGGCAUCCUUUUUUAUAUGACAAGGUCUUAACCUCAAAAUUAUGGACGCUCUUACGUCAACGAUUAAAUAAAUAAAAAAAGAUGGAUGAUGGGACCCCUAAGAGGGGCCGCGGCCGGGGUCGUGGAGGAAGAGGCAGAGGUCGUGGAAGAGGUAGAGGUCGCGGUCGUGGUAAAAAAGCCAUCAAAGUAAUAGAAAGCGAUGAAGAAAUAGAUAAUUCUCAACUUCAAGAAUCUUCUGAAGAGGCACAACAAACCGAAAGUGAAUCUAAUGAAAAUGUGGCACCUAAAAUUGAUUUGGAAGCUGACAUUUCGCAACUCGAAGCACCCACUUUUACAACAAUUAACAGAGGGCCACCAGAACCAAUGUUGCGGCUAGAUUGGUCACACAAAGUGAAUUUGAUUGGGGAAAAAGUGCUCAAUCCCAUGAUUCAUUGCUGUGAUAAGUGUUUGAAGCCCAUUUUAAUCUACGGACGAAUGAUUCCGUGCAAGCAUGUGUUCUGCUUGUCCUGUGGUAAACAAGAGCAGAAGCAAUGUCCGCGCUGUUUGGAGAAAGUUUCAAGAGUGGAACAAACUGGUUUAGGGACAGUUUUCAUGUGUACUCAUGGAGGGACUCGUUAUGGUUCCUCCGGUUGCCGCCGUACUUAUUUAUCACACCGUGAUCUUCAAGCCCACAUCAACCACCGGCACGUUUCUAAUAACAUCCAACCAAUGGAAGUUCCUGUUGAGCCAGAAAGAGUGUCUGUCCGCGCUAAAACGAACGAUCCUAGAUCGAACAUUUCAAUAUCUUCAAAUGUGAGACAACGCCCAACUUCUAUACAAAGUUCUGGAGUUCGGACUAAUUUGAUUACGGUGCCAAUUCAAGAUUCGGCACCUACAGUGCAUGAGACUAGCGCUACGCAACAUAGUUAUUAUAAUUAUCAACAGACUGCGACAUAUAAUCAAGGCUUGCCUCCUAUGCAUAUACCUCCACCGCAGCAGCCCCAGUAUUAUGCUGCGCCACCGGCUUAUAGUCCGGCACAGAGUUAUAAUUAUAGUGGCGGAGCGCCGGCUGCGGGACAGUAUGGAGGACAGGGGGCGCAAGGCAGAGCGGCACAGUAUGACUAUAGCACGGCGCCUCCGCCCCAGUGGACUGGUAGCCAGCAAUACUACAGAUGAAUAUUUUAAGUAGAAUUAAUAUUCUAAUCUAUUUAUGUCUAAGACUAAUUUUAUAAAUUUAUCAAUGGUUACACUUAAGUUUUGUAAGCUAGUGACUAUCGGUUUAAUGAAUGUUUUAAUUACAUGUAAUUCAAAGUAUAAUGGUUAAUUUUUACUAGAA
This is a messenger RNA of Tribolium madens (black flour beetle), 2904 nucleotides long. RefSeq names its product E3 ubiquitin-protein ligase Hakai (gene Hakai). Gene Ontology annotation, molecular function: ubiquitin protein ligase activity. The transcript is spliced from 4 exons. The coding region runs from base 1671 to 2744 and encodes 357 amino acids. The record is from RefSeq and is a predicted model, not a curated record. Gene Ontology annotation, biological process: regulation of cell adhesion; protein ubiquitination. NCBI's taxonomy places the organism in Eukaryota, Metazoa, Arthropoda, Insecta, Coleoptera, Tenebrionidae.